Messenger RNA from Hipposideros armiger (great roundleaf bat), 2214 nucleotides. It is a transcript of the gene GDF10, whose product is annotated as growth differentiation factor 10. The record is from RefSeq and is a predicted model, not a curated record. The transcript is spliced from 3 exons. The coding region runs from base 1 to 1434 and encodes 477 amino acids. Gene Ontology annotation, cellular component: extracellular region. Gene Ontology annotation, molecular function: cytokine activity; growth factor activity. NCBI's taxonomy places the organism in Eukaryota, Metazoa, Chordata, Mammalia, Chiroptera, Hipposideridae. Gene Ontology annotation, biological process: osteoblast differentiation; positive regulation of osteoblast differentiation.
AUGGCCCGUGGCCCCGCUCGAACCUGCCCGGAACCGGGGUCCCAACUGCUGUCGCUGCUGCCGCUGCUUUUACUGCUGCUCCGGGUCGCGGGCAGCAGUCACACGGCCCCGGCCCGGUCCGCCCCGCCCGCAGCUACCGACAGCCUGGCGGGGGACAAGGACCCCCAGCUGUUCCUGGGGGACGCGGCCGCCGCUCUGGGCCACGGCGCUCAGGACAUGGUAGCUGUCCACAUGCUCAGGCUUUAUGAGAAAUACAGUCGAAGGGGUGCGCGGCCUGGAGGGGGCAACACAGUCCGCAGCUUCCGGCCCAGGCUGGAAGUGAUCAACCAGAAGGCAGUGUAUUUCUUCAACUUGACUUCCAUGCAGGACUCGGAAAUGAUCCUCUCGGCCACAUUCCACUUCUACUCAGAGCCGAGGUGGCCCCGGGCCCGUGAGGUGCCAUGCAAGCAGCGUGCCAAGAACACAUCCUGCCGUCUGCUGCCCCCAGUCCCACCCUCACGCCAGCACCUGCUCUUCCACAGCCUCUCGCAGAACACAGCCACACAGGGGCUGCUCCGAGGGGCCAUGGCCCUGGCGCCCCCACCACGGGGCCUGUGGCAGGCCAAGGACAUCUCCCCCAUCGUUAAGGCGGCCCGCCGGGAUGGUGAGCUGCUCCUCUCUGCGCAGCUGGAUUCUGGGGAAAAGGACCAUGGGGCACUCAGGCCCAGCCCCCAUGCGCCCUACAUCCUCAUCUAUGCCAACGACCUGGCCAUCUCCGAGCCCAAUAGUGUGGCAGUGACACUGCAAAGAUAUGACCCCUUCCAAGCUGGAGAUCUGGAGCCCCGCGCAGCCCCCAACAGCUCGUCAGACCCCCGCGUGCGGCGAGCCACACAGGCCACUGGGCCCCUCCAGGACAACGAGCUGCCAGGGCUGGAUGAGAGGCCAGCCCAAGACGCCCACGCCCAGCUCUACCACAAGCACGAACUGUGGCCCGGCCCCUUCCGGGCGCUGAAGCCCCGGCCGGGGCGCAAGGACCGCAGGAAGAAGGGGCAAGAUGUGCUCAUGGCCUCAUCGCAGAUGCUGCACUUCGAUGAAAAGACGAUGCAGAAAGCCCGGAGGAAGCAGUGGGACGAGCCCAGGGUAUGCUCGCGGAGGUAUCUGAAGGUGGACUUUGCAGACAUUGGGUGGAAUGAAUGGAUCAUCUCCCCCAAAUCCUUUGACGCCUACUACUGCGCAGGAGCGUGUGAAUUCCCUAUGCCCAAGAUCGUCCGCCCAUCCAAUCACGCCACCAUCCAGAGCAUUGUCAGGGCCGUGGGCAUCGUCCCAGGCAUCCCAGAGCCCUGCUGUGUUCCCGACAAGAUGAACUCCCUUGGGGUCCUUUUCUUAGAUGAGAACCGGAACGUGGUUCUGAAGGUGUACCCAAACAUGUCCGUGGAGACGUGUGCCUGCCGGUAAGACCAGCCACUCCAGGAUGGAAGGAAACCUCCACCCCAUGCCCCACAGGGCAGCGUCCUCAGAGGCCCUGGAGUGAGAGAUUGACUGUGGUGCAGCUGCAAACACAGGGCAGCGCUCACAGGCAACGUUGCUGCAUCCCAGGAGCAUCUGUUUCCUAGGGCAUCAAUCUGGGUUUUUCAUUGACUUAGUCUCUAAAACAGCAUUUUGAAUCCCCUGAAGGAAUCUGGGAAUCAGUCCUGGCCUGAAGGCUGCCCAUCACCUGUGCCCUCUGCUCUGAAGGCCUGCAAACUGAACAUGUCCACAAUGUGGCUUUUGUGAUCAUCAUCUCGUAACCUACGAAGGAGACUGCAAAGCUGAGGGCACCCUCUCUUUUUGUGUGGAAAGAACCUUGUUUAAACAAUCAGUUUAAAACACUUCAGGCCACUUAUUGAUACUGGAAAACAGGGCCUAAAUAAUGAUAUAAAUGGGUGUUUUCUUUCAAACUCCACUGCAAAAGCUUUUAUACGUAAAAUAUGCACAUAUAUUUGAUUUCUUUUUCUUAAUAUGCAUUUUAUUUUAAAACAAAAGGUAGGGAGUUGUAACCAUUCCCCACAGAGGUAAUCAUGCUGGUUAAGUGUGCAUUGUUUAAACAUGCUUAUUGAAAUAACACAUGCAGUAAUAUGUUGGAAUACUAAAAAAUAACCAAUAUUUUUAUAUUUUUGUAAAUUAUACUUUCUAUACUGUAGAUUGUAUAUGUUAUGUGUUUUUAUGGAAAGCUAAUAAAUUAAAGGUACAGUGGUA